Guillardia theta CCMP2712 is the source of this 807-nucleotide messenger RNA. RefSeq lists its product as hypothetical. Gene Ontology annotation, molecular function: calcium ion binding. The coding region runs from base 1 to 807 and encodes 268 amino acids. The transcript is spliced from 4 exons. Lineage: Eukaryota; Cryptophyceae; Pyrenomonadales; Geminigeraceae. The record is from RefSeq and is a predicted model, not a curated record.
AUGCCUCCCCAGUUCUCGCGCCUGACGUCAGAUGGAAGUGCAGCAAUGGUUCGCAGGACCUCCUCCGUGGGCCAGAAUUGCGACAUGUACACGAUAAGAUUGCAGAUCAAUCAGGCAUUUCAAGAAGCGGACAAAGAUGGUUCAGGGCAUCUGAGCAAGCAGGAGCUGCUCAAAGUGUUGGACACCCUCAACAUCACCCUUCAGAACCCCGUCGAUGACAUGGACGUGAUCUUCGGUCUGGCAGAUACCCUGGACGCCAACCACAGCGGUCACAUCGACCUUGACGAAUGGGGCGCAUGUUUUGAGCCUGCUAUCAAACGGUUUGCGGUCUCCCCGGACACGAAGAUGGACAUGGAGGAUCUGAUGAAAGUCACGUUUGCGGGGAUCUUGGAGGAUGCCAAGAAGGAGAGGAGCCUGGUGAUCGAGGCAUUCAUGAAGGCAUACGAGAAAGUCAAGGACGGAUUUGGAACCAGAUUCCUUGGCUCUAAGUGGCGCUUCAAGAUCUACGACGCCUUCUACGGAGCAAUAGAGGACGACAAAGUCUACGUCCCCUUGCGCUAUGAGUACCUCAAAAAGAAGCUCAAGGAGGCCUCCCUGGACCAGGAGCCCUGGAUCAAGAACGUCCUUGCCGGGAGCGUGAAGGCAAAGGAUGACACGAAGGAAGCAUUCGAACGCUUGAAGAGCUUGCAGGACGUCAAGAAGGAGCUAAGGGACCCCAAGGUCGUGAUGGAAUUCUGCGCAGCCUGGCUAGAGCUUCUCACUGAGCAGGAGCUGAAGAAGGCUGCAGCCGAGGGAGCGGACAAGUAG